UCCCACUACGCCACUUCCGUUAACUCGCUGCUGAGCAAAAUGGACGCCUUUGUGUCUGUUUUCUUCGCAUUCCCAGUAUAAAUACGGAUUACGGGACGACGCAGCGGCUGCGAGGCGGCGAUGUUUGCGCGACGCCGCGCGAAACGCGUGUGAGGGCAGUGUCGUGUACGCGAGUCGUGGCCGCGAGCCGCCGUGACCGACGUGGAAACGCGUCCAACCAAGUAGGCCAACUGUGGCAGGCCCCAGCGGAUGACAAUUGAGCGAGCAUCGCCCGGGCGACGGUGCGAGCAGCGGUGAGUCCCGCGACGGGCGAAUCUCGUCUCGCCGAUCGCCACGACGUGCCCGAGGAUCCCGCCGGCGGCCGCGAGACACGCGAAACUGCGCCCGGCCUCCCGCCAAAACCGCCAGCCGCGGACAGCGGACGGAGCGAUCGGCGACGUAAAUAGUCCGGGUGACACGGAGCUGUCGCGCCGUAGCCGCGCCGUGGCCGAGCUACCUCCAACUGCGCCGGUGAUUUAUAGCGUGCGAGCUUUCCCGAGGAAUUUACAUGAGUGCUCGAUAGAGUCCGACGUCCUCGUCGUCGACGGGAGGAUUCCUUCUCUGCUCCCCACCUCCCCCCUGCCCCCCUGUGUUGUUGCAACUGCACCCGGUCGUUCCAAGGAUAUGGUCUCGCGCGACGUAUGAUGUUGGAUGGUCGACGUUCAUCCGGAGAAGGACAACAAAGUACUAAACAUGGAUCGUUUAUUGGAGGACCCACGUGCUUCAUCAAAAUUUGGUUGAAACUUUUGUUUUCAACAUGGGAACUUAAGCAAGAUUCUGUGAAGUUCCCAAUAUUUGCCUUAGUGUGCUUCAAAGAGGAUUAGAGACUAUUCUGUUCAACGGUGAAAUAUUUGUGCUGUAAUGCCAGAACGAAUCAAACUCAAAAUGAAUGGGGUUGUACCAAGUGUGCCAAUAACUACCCUCGCCGGUAUUGCGAGUCUCACUGACUUGUUACCUGAAAUGCCCCUACCGACUCCGCUGCCACAGACCCUGACUAAUAAGUCGUUGCUGUUUCAUCCACGAGUGGCAGAGGAAGCGCAGAUAUUGCUAAGCGUUCGCGAUGAAAAUCUUGUGCCGCAGUUGAUAAUGUCUCUGUCACAGACUUCAUCGGAUCACAUUGAACUCAAAGAUAAUUAUGCGAAUACCGAACAGUCGUUAGAAAAUGAGCAAAACACGCCUGAAUUACUCAAGGCAAUCUUACAGAUAAAUCCUCAUGUAUUCAGGGGACCUCAACACAAUUCACCGAGAAACUGGGCGCAGGGUGCGCCAAUGUUACACGCGAAUCAAUCGCCGGCAAGUUAUGGUCGUUUCUCGCCGUCCUACUCGAGCUCCUCAGGCUCUAGGCAAACGCCUCAAGGUAGUCCAGCUCAUCCUGCGGCGGCUAGAUCCGUGCUCCCGCCGCCGGUAGCCAGCGGUAUCGCUCACGCGCAACAUCCGCGAAUGCCGAUCACUCCGCAGAAUCACGCUGACAUCUCGCAGAUGUCUCCUUUUGCUGUGCCUUCCCCGUCGCCCAGAGGUAAUGUUAUGACCGAACAAACGAGAACGUUGACAACGCCUCAGCAUAUGCAAGAAGACACGAACUGUAUAAAUCCUUUGUCGAAUGUAGCUCUUCAACCGAACAUGUACUCGCCAGCUCACAUGAGUUCCCCCAAUGCACCACUGUCUCUCGGCAAUGUGACACCUCAACACCACAACAUGGCUGGUAUGACGCCGCAACAUAACAUGCACAUGACAUCUCCUAUGCGCACCACUAUGCCUCUGCAACAACAGCAUCCAACAAUGGGUAUGCAACAGAAUCUUUACGAUCCUAUGAUGAAUCAGCAAGUUCAUCAUGCUUUAGGCAGCAGUCAAUCUUUGGACAUUGAUAGCGCGGUGCAGGAAAAUCAGCAAUUUCUUUUGGAUCCGACGAGCGCUCUUCCCGAUAUUGACCUGCCAAUCGAGAACAUUGACGUAAAACAAGGCAUGGAUCAUGCGGUGCAACAUUUAUUACCGACUCCUCAGACCACAUCUUAUCCGAAUGUACAUGCCACCGAUAUGAUUAAUGCUUUAAAUCCGGUCGCGACUAAUGUGGCGCCCAGUGUGCAACAUCAACAGAAUAAUAAUUCCGAAAAGAAUAUGAAACUUACUGGAACGUUAACGGAAAAGCUAAAAGAGCCUAUUGUUAUGUUGAAUAGAUUAUCGUUGGCUGAUCAAACACUCAUGCAGAAGAGUUUGGCGGCGUUUGCGGAAAAAUCGCCGAGUCGCGCGGCGAAAAUGGGCAUCUCUCGUGAUGACAUGUCAAAGACUGACUCUGAAAGUGAGGAGGAAAUCGGCAAGAACAAUAAACAUUUUAAAGCUCGCGCGAAAGAGCGGCAAGUACAACGAGAGAAAGAGAAAGCGGAGAGACGGAAGAGCGAGGAUAAGAAUCGCAGGCGAAAAAGGAUAACGGACGAAGACGAGGAGGAUGAUAAACGAGAUGCACCUUACACGCCUACGAAACCAAAAAUACGCAAGAUCGAGAAAAAGCUAGUGCCUGUAUUAGCCAAACUGAGCGUGGAGGAGUUGAUGGAGACCAAUACUUAUCAGCGAUUUAACUCUACCAUAGAGACGAUUUUCGAAAACACUGAAGAAAUAGCAAACGCCGACUUUGAAGACGACGGUGAUGUACCUCCUGAGAUACUUAUUCCCAAGUAUCAGUUGCACGAUCUCUGUACAGAAGCAGCCAAACUUAAAACGUUAGGUGCUAUGGAAUCGAUACCUACAGACAGAUUAGUAAGGCUAUUGAAUAUUCUCGAAAAGAAUAUACGAGAUGGCGCGAGGGUAUCGCCGCUAGUGGAUCCAGAUGAUGAUGUCGAAGAAGGACGAUUAUGGAUGCAAUUGGCAAUGGAACGAGUACAGCGUGCCGUAGACGCUUCAUUGAUCGCGCUGCAUAUUAUGACUUCUUGCAAUAUGCCGAAGACAGUCUACUUGGAGGAUGUAAUUGACCGAAUAGUUCUUUUUAUGAAGUUUCAACUGCAGAACACAAUCUAUCCUUCAUUCGAUCCGGUCUACAAGAUAGAUACGAAGAAUAAGACUGACAAUUUUAAUUCUAGCGGACGCAAGAAGCGGGGUCAUAUGAAGGAAGUACGUGAAAAAAGUAUCUUGCAGGUUUACAACAAGAUGCACGAGUUGGUAGGUUUGCUGGCAGAAUUGUUGAAUAUACAAGUUCUAACAGAUACGAGCGUUCUUCACGCAUCAUCAUUGGGCGUCGCUCCGUUUUUCGUCGAAUCGGUGAGCGAUCUUCAAUUGAGCGCGUUGAAACUCGUUACUGUAAUAUUCACCAAGUACGAGAAACACAGGCGACUAUUAUUAGACGACAUCCUGGCAUCUAUAGCGAGAUUACCUAGUAGCAAAAGGAGUUUACGCACGUACAGACUCAAUUCCGAGGAUCAUAUACAGAUGUUGACCGCGCUGGUCUUGCAGCUUAUCCAAUGUGUGGUAGUUCUAUCGGAUUCCAAAUCGUCAAAGGAGGAAGACGAGAAAAAGCUCAGUAACGUAGAUUCCGAUGUCUUUAUUAUCAACAGAUACGAGACUGCCACCAGAAUCGCAGGCAAUUUUUUAACGGUAUUCCUUAACAAAUGCGGUAGUAAGGGCGAAGAAAUCGAUUAUAGACCGUUAUUUGAAAAUUUUGUACAAGACUUAUUAGCGACAGUAAAUAAACCUGAGUGGCCCGCUGCCGAAUUGUUGCUCAGUCUUCUCGGAAAUCUGUUGGUAGGACAUUUUUCUAACAAGAGUUCUGACAUGUCGCUUCGAGUAGCCUCCAUCGAUUAUCUCGGUGUAGUAGCGGCCAGAUUACGUAAAGAUGCAGUCAGUUCGCACUGCAAGCUAUCAACCAUUGACCAGAUCAUACGGGACAUCAAACUCGAGCAACAAAAGGACUCGGAUUACGACCAGAUAAAGGAUAAGGAGAUUAUAGGACUGAGCGAAGAUGAAGAAAGGCUGGUGUUUCUGCAGAAGGUAUUGUUGGAUUAUUUAGCCGUUAAUGGGACGAAAGAUUCAGCUCUUGGAUACGCGCGACACUUUUAUCUGGCCCAAUGGUAUCGGGAUUGCGCGAUGGAAAAAUCUCGGGUAGGUCAGUCGAAAAACAGUCCGAGCAAGAAGAUGCACAAAAAACGUUCAAAGAAGAAAAAUCGGCAUCACAGCAGCGACCAAGACACCGAAUCCGAAUUGGACGAGCAAGAUCCGGACGAGAACGAUAAUAAUGAACAAAAGAAUUCGGAGGCUUAUCGGGUCAUCGAGGAGAAGAAGAAAUAUAUUAUCAGUAGAAUAAGGCCAUACAGCACGGGAACGAAGCCUGAUAUUCUCCAGACGUACAUCGAUUAUAAUUCCGCGGAAUUGAUUUCGCAGUAUCUCGCAUCUAAAAGACCAUUUUCGCAGAGUUUUGAUAAGUAUCUCAAGCAGAUCCUUCACGUGUUGACAGAAUCGUCAAUUGCCAUUAGAACCAAGGCGAUGAAAUGCCUCACGAUGAUUGUUGAGGCUGAUCCAAGCGUGCUGGCGAGGGUGGAUAUGCAGCUAGGCGUGAAGCACUCGUUCCUCGAUUACUCGACGUCCGUACGAGAGGCAGCGGUAGAUUUAGUAGGCAAAUUUGUGUUGAGUAGACCUGAACUGAUUGAUAAAUAUUAUGAUAUGUUAUCAGCUAGAAUCCUUGAUACCGGCGUCAGCGUGCGGAAACGCGUUAUCAAGAUUCUCAAGGAUAUCUGUAUGGAAUGUCCGGAUUUCCCUAAAAUUCCAGAGAUAUGCGUGAAAAUGAUAAGGAGAGUCAACGACGAAGAAGGUAUCCGAAAGCUCGUCAUGGAGGUUUUUCAAAAUAUGUGGUUUACUCCGGUCAGAGAGCGUCCUACUCUUGAUUCAGAAUCACUACUAAGAAAGGUUAUGAAUAUCACUGAUGUCGUGGCGGCCAGCAAGGAUAUGGGGCUUGAAUGGUUCGAGCAACUUUUGGUAAGUCUGUUUAAACCGAAGGAGGACAAGGACGACAGCACGAAGAUGCAAGCGGACCCUCCACGGACAUUGCUGACGGCGUGCAAGCAAAUCGUAGAUUGCCUAAUCGAAAACGUGUUGCGGCUGGAAGAGACAAACCUGGGAGAUUCAGAAAAAUUGGGAAAGAAAGGCUCGUCGCAAAGAUUGGUUGCGUGCCUGACAACGCUUUACUUAUUUGCAAAGAUUCGGCCGCGACUUUUGGUCAAUCAUGCAAUCACCCUACAGCCUUAUUUGAGUCUCAAGUGUCAGACGCAGGGUGAUUAUCAAAUCAUCAGUAGCGUCGCACACACCCUUGAAUUAGUGGUGCCUCUGAUGGAACAUCCUAGUGAGACCUUUUUAGCGCAGCUCGAAGAGGACUCGGUGAAGCUGAUUUUGCAACACGAUAGAUCAGUAGUCGCGAGUUGUCUAUCGUGUUUGGGAUCCAUAGUCAAUAACGUCACACGAAAUUUUAAACUGAUACGAGAUUGCUUCAAGAAAUACUACGGACACUUAACGGACUACAAAUCGUUCUACGAAAAAGAUCCGACCAAUCCCAUGUUAUUAAAAUACAGGCCAUUUUUCCGACGAGCGCUUUUCACGGUCGGUUUACUGUUGCGUCAUUUUAAUUUCACGGAUCCGGAAGUGAUAGAAGGACUGGCAGAUAAUAUUAAAGAUCAAGUUUUCGAGACGCUCAAUUAUUUUGUUCAUCUAGAUAACGACGACAUCCGACAUUUUACUCUAUCGGCUAUUGGUUCUCUCUGCAUACGACAUUACGAGUUUAUGAUGCUACCGGAGCUAAAAGAGCUCUAUCAUCAUUUACUCACAUCAGAACACGCGCUGGUUAAUAUGAGAAUCCAAGUGCUUAACAACAUUGAAAUAUAUCUGCAGGAAGAGGAAAAGAGGAUGAUCAAACAAGAUCUCGAAUGGGCGAAAAUGUCGAAGCAGGAGAAUCUCAAAGAGAUGGGUGACGUGUCGUCGGGCAUGGCCAGCACCGUGAUCCAGCUCUACAUCAAAGAAAUUCUCGAGUCUUUUCUACACAUCAAUAUAAAUGUACGACACGCAGCUCUAAAGGUUAUUCAACUGAUUCUAGCGCAAGGUUUGGUGCAUCCCGUCCAGAUAGUACCUUAUCUGAUAUGUAUGAGCACCGAUUGCGAGAAGGCGGUGAGUCAUAGCGCGGACAAAUGGCUGCAGGACAUUGAAAAGAAGUACCCGGGUUUCAUCCAUAUGAAGUCGCAGUUUGGCAUCAAGUUGAGCUAUCGACUGCAGAAAAUUUUGCAAAACGACAUUACGGUGAGAGGUAUGCGAACAAAGGACGGCGAAUUCCCGGGCGCGCUCAACGGUUUUCUCUAUACGAUUUUGCGCAGCACGAAACAACAGAGGCGAGCGUUCGUGCUGUCUUUUCUCAAGCGCUUCGACGAGACUGCAAAGACUAGUCUGUCGCAGAUGCUGUUUCUUGCGGACAAUCUCGCUUAUUUUACAUAUCAGGUGCAGGACGAGCCGCUCUUCAUCAUCCAUCACAUCGAUAUUAUCAUCUCCAUGUCUGGUACAAACGUGUUGCAAUCUUUCAAGGAGGCUUUGCUGCCAAAGGAAAACAACAUGCAAUCACAGUGCGGCCAAUCCGAACUGACGUCGGGACAGAUGACGGGACAAACAAUGCCGACGCCAUCGAUGCAGACAACGGUAACGGGGCCAGAUAAUCAACCAAAACCAGAUCAGCUGUUGUCGGUUCUAGAGGAUGAAGAGGACGAUGAGGAGGACGAAGAAGCUAUUUUGAUUAGAUUACCAGAUGACACCACCUUGCUCAGGGAAUACAUCACCGCCAGUCAAGGCUUCUUACUUUUACUGACACUUCGGCAACACCUCAAGGAUCUUUACGGUUUCUCUGACGCGAAAAUCAGUCAGUAUUCGCCUUCGGAAGCGGCCAAGGUUUAUGAAAAAGCAGUUAAUCGUAAGAAUAAUCUGCUCUUCGAGCCCAAAGCUACGCUACAGAGACUACGGGAAGGCGUGACCAACGAGGAGCUGGACACAAAUGGCAGGAAGAAGCUCGUGAAGGAGUAUCUAGAUUUCAAGCAAUUGAUGCUCAAGUUCGAUCCCGAGGAACCAGACGACGAGGGUGGUAACGAUGCCGACAUCAGUGGUAGCAACAAACAGAACGCGGAAAAUCCACAAGCGGCGAGGAUACCGCCGCAUCCUAUAGUCGAUGGCAAUAGAACGAUAGCGGACGGCGCUGUAGGAGACGCCACCCUGGCAGUCGCGGGCGGUCAGCAACAGUUCCAGUUACUACCGCAAUCAAAUCUGAAUCUGAACUCGGCUGCGGUGGAGCAUCCGAACAACUCGGUAAAUUCGCUGCCAGCUGCGGCAGCAACACCAACGACGACGCUACCACGGGUACCGAAAUUGACGAUACACGCCCAUCCGGAUGCGAGGGAGUCGCAUCGCAAGCACCGCGCGCACAAGACGGACAAAUCGGUAAGGAAGCACAAGAAGAAGAAGAGGAGAAGAAUCUCCGACACCAGCGAUAGCGGCGAGGACUACAGUGACCCUGAUUUCCUCGUGUGAGUGCAGUGGAAUAUCUUAUCCUAUGUGUACAUAUAAAUAUCCGUGAUAGUGUGUGCGUGUGCGAUCUACCGGCUGGAAUGACUCACAUUCCGCAUGGCCGAUACCUGGACGCUAUUGUAGCGCGACGGUUCCUUUCCCCCCUGGUCCCCUGAAACGAUUCUCUUCCCCAGCCUCUCAAAGUUGUGCUACGACUUUGAAGACGAUUCACUGAGACCGUUUCAGGUCGAGAAACUACAUAGAGAUUAUAAUAGUGAUGUGGGAAUGCGUGUGAGCGCGAGAGAAAGAAAGAGCGAGAGAGAGAGAGAGAGAAAGAGAGAGAGAGAGAGAGAGAGAGAGAGAGAGAGGUCUUCGAUAAGAAUGAUAGCCAGAAAUUUUUAAGUGCGAUCGAACUUUGAGGUAGGAUUAGCGUGUUGUUGCCGAAACGGCGAGCAUCCGAGGUUUAUCGAUCCGCCAUGCCGUUGUUAGCGAGAGAUCGGCUCGUUAAAUAUUUCGUGCUACCGGCUCGGGAACUUGGUUCACUCGAGAAUUAGCUUCUGCUUCCUCCCCGUCGACACGCUUUCGAUUAGGGAGCUUAUAGGUGAUCAUUCGAUUCCAAAAUAGCGCCGAAAGCGAGGGAUUGUGAAUGAUCCCGAGAAGAUGCUGUGAACAAGUUUCCUGAGAGAAAUCAAGUACAAUAAAUUAUGUUUGCGAACAAAAUUCACCUGUAAAUAAUAUCACAUAGUAACGACGAUAUUCAAUACAACUGUUAAUUCUUUUUCUUUUCAUGAAGGAAAAAAUUAGCGCAAAGAGAAAGAAAAGCAUUAAAAAAAAACAGUAUGAAGAUUCGAAUAAUAUAAAUUUGAUUCGUCGUUGCUUCCUCUUUCUCCCUUUUCAGACUGAAUUUGAAAAAAAAAGUAAGCACUGCUUAUUUCGAUAAUGCUAAAUUAUUAAAAUUUAGAUACAUUUAUGCUAACGAUGAUUUAUAGGUAAAUAUAAAAAAUAUUUUGUGUUUGUGCUUCAAAGUUUAUUAAAAUUUAAGUACGUACACAUACACAACUGUGCACAGAAUAACAUUUCCACGACAAUUACUAUACUACUUAUAGUAAAAUCUGUAG
Camponotus floridanus (Florida carpenter ant) is the source of this 8666-nucleotide messenger RNA. RefSeq names its product nipped-B-like protein B (gene Nipped-B). Bases 901 to 7572 code for a protein of 2223 amino acids. The transcript has 3 exons. Lineage: Eukaryota; Metazoa; Arthropoda; Insecta; Hymenoptera; Formicidae. Gene Ontology annotation, biological process: replication-born double-strand break repair via sister chromatid exchange; establishment of protein localization to chromatin; establishment of mitotic sister chromatid cohesion. Gene Ontology annotation, cellular component: Scc2-Scc4 cohesin loading complex. Gene Ontology annotation, molecular function: chromatin binding. The record is from RefSeq and is a predicted model, not a curated record.